Molecule: messenger RNA, 1308 nt
Organism: Pochonia chlamydosporia 170
Lineage: Eukaryota; Fungi; Ascomycota; Sordariomycetes; Hypocreales; Clavicipitaceae
Product: eukaryotic peptide chain release factor subunit 1
Exons: 4
Coding region: 1-1308 (435 amino acids)
Biological process (GO): cytoplasmic translational termination
Cellular component (GO): translation release factor complex; cytosol
Molecular function (GO): sequence-specific mRNA binding; translation release factor activity, codon specific
Source: RefSeq, a predicted model, not a curated record
AUGUCCGACGCGCAAGCGAACGAGGCCGAGAGGAACAUUGAGAUCUGGAAGAUCAAGAAGCUCAUCAAGCGUCUUGAAGCUGCUAGAGGCAAUGGAACCUCCAUGAUUUCCCUCAUCAUUCCUCCAAAGGAUCAGGUCUCCCGUGCAGCCAAGAUGUUGGCUGAAGAAUACGGUACUGCAUCCAACAUCAAGUCGCGAGUUAACCGACAGUCCGUCUUGUCCGCCAUUACCUCGACUCAGAAUCGUUUGAAGCUCUACAACAAAGUCCCACCAAAUGGCUUGGUUAUUUACUGUGGUGAAAUUUUGACCCAGGAAGGAAAGGAGCGAAAGGUCAACAUUGACUUUGAGCCUUUCAAGCCCAUCAACACUUCACUGUAUCUUUGCGACAACAAGUUCCAUACCGAGGCCCUUGCUGAGCUGCUCGAGUCUGAUCAAAAGUUCGGUUUCAUCAUCAUGGAUGGUAAUGGUGCUCUCUUUGGCACUCUGAGCGGAAACACCCGCGACAUUGUCCACAAGUUCUCUGUCGAUCUGCCCAAGAAGCACGGACGUGGUGGUCAGUCUGCUCUGCGUUUCGCCCGUCUUCGUGAGGAGAAGCGUCACAACUAUGUCCGCAAGGUUGCUGAACUCGCCGUGCAAAACUUCAUUACCAACGACAAGGUCAACGUUGCCGGCAUUGUUCUCGCUGGUUCUGCCGAUUUCAAGAAUGACCUCAAUGCCUCCGACAUGUUCGACAACCGUCUCCAGACCAAGGUUAUCAAGGUUGUUGAUGUCUCGUAUGGUGGUGAAAACGGUUUCAACCAGGCCAUCGAGCUGUCUUCCGAGACCCUUGGAAAUGUCAAGUUUAUCCAGGAGAAGAAACUCAUUGGCAAAUACUUUGAAGAAAUUAGCCAGGACACUGGCAAGGUUUGCUACGGUAUCGACGACACUCUCAAGGCUUUGGAGCUUGGUGCCAUUGAAACGCUCAUCAUUUUUGAAAAUUUGGAAAUUACCCGUUGGGUCUUGAAGGAUAGCAAUGGUGAAGAGGUGAUCCUGCACUUUUCAAAGCAGCAGGAACAGGCCAACCGAGACAAGUUCCUGGAUUCUGCCACUGGUCAAGAGAAGGAAAUCGUCUCCCAGGAGUCGUUCCUGGAGUGGAUCGCUGAGCACUACAAGGACUUUGGUGCCAACCUGGAGUUUGUGUCGGAUCGCUCAACUGAGGGCAACCAGUUUGUCAAGGGCUUUGGUGGCAUUGGCGGUAUUCUCCGCUACAAGGUCAACUUUGAGCAGUUGGCUGAUCUUAGUGACGAUGAUGAAUAUUAUGACGAUUGA